GGUGUGGAGUGUGUAGAUGCCACAGUGAUCCACUAGACUGACGUAUCUCCGGUAGCGCAGACGAAGCCCGCAGCCCGGUUAUUGUACAGACUUCAGUACAGCCAAGCAGUCGACAGUCUCUCCUGCAGAGGCACAGAGAAAGGAAAAAAGAACUUCAUCAACGACGAUCUGUAGUUUUGCAGCAUGUUCCACCUUCGUCAAUCUCCGUUUAAACAUAUUAGCCCAGAAACUGUUUGAUUUUGCUGGCAAUUUCUUUUGGAAGCGUUCGCCUUUUACCUCCUUUCGGCUGAUGUAAAAAAAGCAACCUUUCUAUCUUGGAAUGAUGUGGACCUCUCAUGAUACUGUUGGAUUUGUUUUCUUAGCCGGAAUUUGCGUGCAAUUUGGAUUCUCCUUGGAAGGUCACUUCACGGAUAUGCCCUCUAACAUGACGGUUAAAGAGGGACAAAACAUAGAAAUGGCGUGUGCUUUCCAGAGCACGACAGCGUCGGUGUAUUUGGAGAUCCAGUGGUGGUUCGUGAGAGCGCCGGAACCCACUGACAGCGAGGAGGAGGUCGAUGCUGAAGAGGUGGAGAUGACACAAGAGCCUGAUCCUGAUGACGAGGGGACAAAAAUAAGUACAGUGAAAGUCCAGGGCAACAACAUCUCACACAAGCUGCAAAUCUCCAGAGUCAGCAAGAAUGACGACGGACUGUAUGAAUGCCGGGUGACACGAGCUAACUACGUGGAGGUUGUGGAUUACAAAGCCAAAGCCUGGCUGAAGGUCAACGCCACGGCCCGGCCACGACGACCUCUGCUGCCUCCCAAGAAAAGCUCCCCGCUGCACCUGACAGACAAGAAGCCGAGAAAGUCCAGCUCAUCUCCGGGCCAAGACAGCAUGAGUUCAGACCAGAGAGUGGCCUCAACCUCCACCUCCCACACAUCCUCCAACACAGCUCAACACAACCCCGCCUCAGGUACAAGAAUAUUAUCCAACUGUGGGCUGGCUGUCCUCCUCCUGGCAUGUGGUCUGGUGAGGGAUGCCUUGUUAUAAUUUGAAGAACUGAAAUGGUUUGCACCCUGAUCUCGUACCUUCCUUCCCCCAUACUCACAUAUACAAACGCAAACACACAUACACACACAACAUGCGGACAGCAAAGUUGGCCCUCAUUACCCCUCCACUACUGCUCUUGCACCCAGCACAUUGUUAUUAGCCACUGUAAACACCAGUCACCUUUAAGCCAGUUGGAUUACCUUUUGUACAGAUGUCGCCAUGGCACCAACGCUCCGGUGUGAAAACGGACUCUGUAUCUUGUUGGAUAACUCUCAUGGAAGACUGACUUUCUUAUGGUUUCGCUAUUCCAGUCAAAUGUGUUCAUUGCUCAAAAGUGAACAAGAAAAAAGGUGAAUCUAUAUUUGUGUAAUAGAUAUGAUUCUAGAUAUAUAUAUAUAUCUGUUUUAUUUUAAAAUCCUAUCAAAUACUGUAUGUGCUGUAUACAUAGCUGAAACUCACCAUAUUGGCCAUGGAACUUCAUUGUGAAUAGGCACUAUGGCCCUCUCAAAUAAUCAAAAUAAAUUAAAGUACAUGCUAAUUUAGACUGUUGUUAACAUUAACCAUACGGUUAAAAAGGUUAAUUAUUUUACAGCUGUAUUGGCCAUCUAAAUGUUCUAAGCAUCAUGUUACAUCUUGUUAGUGAUACAUAUACCGCUGUGCAUGCUUUUUGGACUGAAGGCAAGAGGGAAACACAAUUAAAUUGAGCAACACUAGUCAUCACUUGGAGUUCCGUAUGUCAAAUUUAGCUUUUAUUGUUUGUGCUAGCUUUGGUGUAAAAUAAAAAAAUGUCCCUUGUUA
Molecule: messenger RNA, 1828 nt
Organism: Gymnodraco acuticeps
Lineage: Eukaryota; Metazoa; Chordata; Actinopteri; Perciformes; Bathydraconidae
Gene: vstm2a
Product: V-set and transmembrane domain containing 2A
Exons: 5
Coding region: 320-1030 (236 amino acids)
Source: RefSeq, a predicted model, not a curated record